Messenger RNA from Sitodiplosis mosellana (orange wheat blossom midge), 1887 nucleotides. Its product is annotated as atlastin-like. The transcript has 6 exons. The coding region runs from base 18 to 1535 and encodes 505 amino acids. Lineage: Eukaryota; Metazoa; Arthropoda; Insecta; Diptera; Cecidomyiidae. The record is from RefSeq and is a predicted model, not a curated record. Gene Ontology annotation, molecular function: GTP binding; GTPase activity. Gene Ontology annotation, biological process: protein homooligomerization; endoplasmic reticulum organization.
GUUCAUUGAUAUUCACGAUGAAGAUUGAAUCUUCAGUGGCAUUUAUAUCACUUUCCGUUGGCAUUUUUUGCCAUAUUUCGGCUGGCAAUUUCGAAUCAGCCAGAGCUAUUCAAAUAAUAAAGCCAGAAAAUCACUCAAUUCAAUUGGAAUUGAACGAUUUAAAAGAAAUUCUUGAAGCUGAUGACAUCAGAGACCGUCAGGUUGUCGUUGUGUCCAUUGCUGGUGCAAUGCGAAAGGGGAAAAGUUUUCUGCUUAACUUUUUCAUACGAUAUUUGUACGCACAGUACAAAACACACGAUGUAACCGAUUGGCUGGGCGAGAAUAAGAGUAGCAACGAGCUGGUUGGUUUCAAAUGGAAAAUUGGAAAGAAACCUGAAACGACUGGUAUCUGGAUGUGGUCCGACAUUUUCACGCAUGAUUACGAAAACGGGGAAAAAGUGGCUAUCAUUGUGCUGGAUACGCAAGGAAGUUUCGAGAAAAAAAGCAGCAUGCAAGACACUUCUGCCAUUUUUGCUUUGAGCUUGAUGCUUUCCUCGGUUCAAUGUUACAACAUAAAAGAACAAAUUCAAGAAGACAGUUUACAAUAUUUGGAUCUAUUCACUGAUUAUGCUCGAGCAGCCCUGAACCAAACCAAUGAGAAACCGUUCCAAUAUUUGCUAUUCAUUGUUCGCGACUGGUCAUUCCCAUAUGAAAACAGCUAUGGCUUGAAUCAACAAAUCGUUGACGAACUUAUGGCUAAAAAUGCAGAGGAAAUGCCUGAAACGCAUCAGUUGAGAAAUAGAAUCCAAGCCAGUUUUAAGAAAAUUGGCGCCUUUUUAAUGCCACAUCCAGGAAUGAUUGUUGCAAAAUCGCAAAAUUUCACCGGCCAUUUACAGCAAAUCGACACAGAAUUCAAACAAUAUCUCAAAGUAUUGGUGCCAUUACUUUUUCAUCCCGAAAAUGUUGUUAUCAAAAGUAUCAACGGUGAAAAGGUACGCGCGCGUGAUCUAUUGCAAUAUCUACAGGCAUACGUCGAUAUUUUUAAGGGAGGCACAUUACCUGCAACAUCAACUCUCAUUGAGGCCACGGCAAAGGCGAGUAAUACGAUAUUGCUCAAUGAUUGCCUCAAUCUUUAUGUGCACUCAAUGCAAAAUGCAGUCAACAAUGUCAAACCAUAUUUCAAUCAAUCAAAUCUGUUGGACGCACACGGGAUGGCAAAAGACGGUUCUUUGACGAAAUUUCAGCAAGCUCGAAAAUUGGGUGGUGAAGAGCUUAUAUCCGUAUUCCAACAACGAACUGAAACAGCAAUCGAAGAACAAUUCCUGUCUUUCAAAGAGGAAAACGAACGAAAACGUAUCGACUAUAUUGAAAAGGCCAAUUUGAUCAACGACAAAAUCAGUAUGGAAAUUCGAAUGAGGUUCGAAAGAAAAUUGCUCGAGAAAACCGAUGACGAAUCAGACAUCGAUACCACGGAGCUAAACACGUUAUUUGCAACAGAAAAGCAGAACGCUCUGGAUGAGUUCGACCAGAGAAAAAUGGGCGAAAAUUACCAUUGAAAUGUGGGACUAUGAUAGUGUGUCAAGUCACGAUUCGAUACAGUUUUGGAACACCAACAUCAAUGAAUUGCUUCGAACCAAAACAAAGCAUGGCUAUGGUGAGAAUAAAAUCGUAUUGGACUCAUCGUGGAGAGACCAACCCGUCAUCUGAAGUUUUUAGUUUGAAACAUGGCUCAAUAGCACAUGAGCUGAACAAUGUUCAGUGAAUAUCAACCAAAUAGGCUGAAAUACCAAAUCUGGACCAAACAAAUUACUUUUUCAAUUGGAAUAUCGUUCUUUUUUCGAAAUAAUACUGAGUACCUUACGAAAUGUUCAUUAUUUUGCAUAAUAAAACAACGUGAAGUCUCACACA